GCCGUUCGGGGAAAACUGGAAAAAAGUCAUCCGUACGAUUUCCGCCCGAUCUGUCAAAACGUCGGCGACUGUGUACGUGGUGGUCGCCGCGGCGACGACCGCCACGGUGUGAAAGGGAAUGUUGCCGCGUGUCGGCUUAAUUCACGGGUAGACAAUUAUUAUUGUCUAGGUGUGUAGUUCAGCGGGGACGGAAUGCGGGCAAGCAAGUGCGGUACAGACGGAAGGUAUCCUAGUUGUUCGUGCGUGUGUGUGUGUGUGUGUGUGUGUGUGUGUGUGUGUGUUGUGUGUGUGUGUGUGAGAGAGAGAGAGAGAGAGAGAGAGAGAGAGACGUGCGCAACGACCGCCACUGAUUGGUCAUUCGAUUGAAAGGACAAGCAUGUCUACGGAAAGAAGGUCAGACGCCAGAAACCCUGCAUGCCGUGAAGAUGCAAUGAGAGGAUGCGACUCUCCGACCACGGACUCGGGAGAGCCAGCAUGGACUCCAGCGUUUCAUUGUAUCAUACUGCCAAUUUCUUUAUCGUGGCGAACUUGCUGUGGUUUUCGCUUGUUGCUGGUGGUGGUCGGUUGUGGUGUGGUAGAACGCAAGGACGCGGCCCGUGAGUUGAACUAGUCGAACUAACUUUUACUGUCGUGGAAGGAUUCGCGGCUGGGUUUCCCGGUCCCCAAAUGGAGGUGGAGGUUAGAGAAAGCCAGGGGAAGCAGGAAGAUGUUUGGCAACGCUAUAGCGUCCGGUGUCUACAGACUGCAUCGGAAAUGCUGCACUUCUCAAACGUGGAAUCAGUUGGCAAGUGAGGCCAACAUCAACAUGCACAACUUCCCGUCAUUUAGUAAGAAGGCCCUAGACUUGGAAGCAAAGAUAGGGCAUGGACAGACACCUACGACGGAUGGUAGGAAAAAGUCACUGCCUCCCAACUGGAAAGCGAAGGGAUGCAUCAUGUUCGUUGACAACGAUGGUUCCACCAUCGAAUUGGAUGACGACUUCCAGACGGGAGUAGGUUCAGAGGCGGACAACGUAGAAGCUUUAGGGGGUGGAGUAGUCGCUGCCGUAGCUCAAAAAGGUAAGGCGACCGGAAGACGCCGAGGAGGUUCCCGGUCUAGGAGUCAAGUUGACCCCAAUGCUCCUCCAUGGGAGAAAGUGGGUCUUAGUGAGGACGUGUGGAGAGAUCGGUACACGCGGCAGGCUUGUAUCCGUUGUGGCCAAUAUGGCCAUAACCAGUUCAAGUGUCGCAAUAAGAAGGUGACUGAGAAGAUCCCGCCUACGACGGGGCAGGCGUUGGGAUCCUCUUCUCCCGUUGGCGUGGUAAUCAACAAAGGGGACAAGAAUCAGGAGCAGGGGCCCAGGCCUCAAGAGCAAAUGUCGGAGAGCAAGCUCAACGGUCUGCUCCGCGAUAUUCUAGCCACUUGCUCCCCGUCCUCCCUCGCCUACAUUCAAGUUCAAGAUGGCUUCCAGCAGGUUCAACAUGGCAGGGUCUCGGCUUACAACAAUGUUCGCUUCAAUCCGCUGGUUUCCCCCGUGAUCAUUCCAGCUGAUUAUCUGUUUCGCCACAAAACUUAUGGUGAUGGCGGUAUAGAGAAGGUGAGGCUUCGAGCGAGGGAGAAAGAAGGGAUUCCGGCUCCUGGUUGUCCCACUCAGAGGUCAGAGCUCGGGCUGAUGUCGAUGGAACAGGACACCGGGGCACUGCCACGACGCAGUGCCAGGCUCGCAGUUCAUAGCCACUCUGUAGUACCUCCACGAACCAAGUAUCAGCAACAGCGACUCAGCAGGCGAACGACUCCAGCGGCAUCGAGUACAGCAACUGCAGUACCGGUUACCACCGGGGCUCUUCCCGCAUGUCCGGUCCAAAGGGACCACGAGCCGUUGUCAGAUUGCCUUCAGCGGGUACAGGCAUUUACGGAUGCUGUCGCUACCGCUAAAGCAGAGCAGGAGGCAGCAGAGGCGGAACGUCAGCGGCUGGCCAAUGAGGCGGCAGCCCAAGCUCAGCGGACUGCUGAGUCUGACGCAACAGCUCGAGACAGACGGAAUGCCGCCAGCACUGAGUCCCUGAUUCGAAAUGAGAAUCAGUGGACAAUGCUACUCCAAGGCAUGAUCUUUGUGCCUACGGAUGCACGGGCGGAUCCAACACUGGUACAGCUGCUCACGGACCGACAGCACAGACAAAAGCAGCAACAAGACACUGCCGCCUUAGCAGCUGCCGUCCACGCCACAGCAACACAGCAGCAGCAACAGCAACAGCUGUUGAACUCCACUCUCACACGUGUCAACAGCAUCGAGGCUCAGGCCUCAGCAGCGCCAGGCUGCACGACAGACACGGCGAAGCAGCUUAGGGAGCGCAUCGACCAUGUCGUCAUUAUUAUCGGCGAACUGGGUGACUUCACUAGUCCGGCCACAAUCAGCAGCACGGUGGCCGCCCUCAAGACGGACAUCACCAAACUGCAGUCACGCUCGGACGCCGCUAAAAAGGCAUACAAGAUGUCGCGCUUCAACAUCGGCAAGUUUGACGACUACAACAAGACAGACACCUUGACAUGGUGGCAAAGCUUCCUCACCGAAGCAUCCUGCCACACUGCUGCCAUGAACGAGGUCUACACCAGCUCACAAGGGAACAUGCCAACUCGAGACUGGACGAUUAAGUGGCAGAAGAUAGUAACCACUCCAGGCUUCGAGUCGAGUUUUCCAAACCAACGAUCCGAAUUCUUUUCGCGAUCGUGCGCAGGACUGCGGUUGGCACUCGGCAACGAGUACGACUAUGCCUCAUUCCAAGCUAUUCUGGAUCGUGCGAACCUGGUCAUCCAAACGGAUGACAAGGCCGCUAACGAACGGCAGUCCCAGCCGCACUAUGUGGCUAAGCAGGGCUACCAACGACCGGCACAUAACAAUGCCGUGAUUCCUGACGAAUCAAUCGAUCUCCACGCUGCAGCAACAUCCUCGAGUGAUGGAGGAGUUGUCGCAGCACUCCCGCCGAAGCGUCCCAAGAGAGUUCGGAAGAACAAGGCGACACAAGCGACGACAUCGACGGGAACUGGGCAGCAACCAUGGACGGCGUACAACAUAACCAAGGAAGUAUUGGACCUUCGUCAACGGUACGGAUAUUGCCUAUGGUGCAAUAGUGUAAACCACACUACAGCACAAUGCUUGGACAAGGGCAAGGCACGCGUACCCCCCAAGUACAAAGCAAACCGCGACAAGUGCGAAUUCGCCAAGCAAGAGCUUGAGUACGUGGGCCAUUAUGUGACGCCGAAAGGCAUUCGUACCUUACCGGACAAGAUCCAAGCCAUCGUGGAUUGGCCAGAACCCCGUUGCACGACGAACGUACGCUCUUUCAUGGGUUUGGCUGGAUACUAUCAGCGCUUCGUCGAGUCUUACUCCAAAGUGGCAGCUCCUUUGUCGAGACUUCAGUCCCCGAAGGUACCAUUGGAGUUCGACGACGCAGCUCGUGGCGUGUUCAAUGCGUUGAAGGUGGCGAUGCAAGACGCACCGGUCCUCCGUAUCUAUGAUCCCACCCUACCCACCCAAGUGACUACGGACGCUUCCGGGUACGGUAUUGGUGCGGUAUUGGAACAAUGCCACAUGGAUGGUUGGCACUCGGUCGAGUACUUCUCCCAAAAAGUGCCUCCCAUCAACACUCUCGACGACGCUAGGAAGAAAGAGCUACUCGCGUUCCUCACCAUUCUCAAACGGAGGCGCCACUUUCUUCUCGGUCGUCGGCGUUUUAGAUGGAACACGGACAACAAUUCGUUGACCUUCUACAAAACGCAGGGCACGGUCACUAGCACGAUCGGUCGAUGGAUGUAUUACAUCGACCAGUUCGACUUUGAGCCGUGCCACAUUCCCGGUCCCGCCAAUCGAGCAGCGGACGCCCUCUCACGACGGUCCGAUCUUUGUGCCCUUGUGACCACGACGUUCGACCUCAACGACGAUCUGCAGCAACAUUUCGUCAACGGCUACAAGUCCGAUCCGACGUACUCUACGCUUUAUGCGGACCUAUCAUCGGAUAACCCGCCGGCUGGUCAUUAUCACCCGUUCCCCUGCGAUCGCCUCGACCAUGACGGCAUUCUCACGGUCGUUGACCGUUUGAGCAAGUACACUCGUUUUCUUCCAUGCAAGUAUCGCGCUACAGUUCCCGAGCUCACCCAACUCUUGCACACCGGCUGGAUUACAUGCCACGGUGUUCCGGAAGAUAUUGUGAGCGACAGAGACACUCGCUUCAUGUCUGCGUUUUCGACUUCCCUCAUGACGGAUUCCGGUUCGACUAUGAAGCCGAGUUCCGCACGGCACCCGCGCACGGAUGGACAGUCGGAACGAGCGCAUCAAACCGCUCAAAUGAUGUUACGUACACUCAUCCGUCCCGACCAGAAAGAUUGGGUUGACCGGCUUCCCGACAUCGAGUUCGCCUAUAACACUUCGRUGCACCCGGUGAUCUGCAUCACUCCAUUCGAGUUGCAUCACGGUGGAGAGAAAGCCCGAGUCUUUGCCGAUCUUCUUCUACCACGGGCCGCCGACGUAGACGUCGCUUGCUCUCCCGCUUCCGUUCGGAAGUAUCGGGACUUGCUGAUGAAAGUCCGCGCAAACAUGCAAAAGGCUCAAAUCCGCAUGCAGCAGCAAGCUAACCGAUGUCGACUCCCAUGUCCUUUCCGCGAGGGAGACCUUGUUUGGGUCCUCGCUGAGGAAUUCGCGCUCGAGCAGGACGUCUUGUGCAAACUCCUCCUGAAAUGGUUUGGACCAUGGAAAGUAACUUCUGCAGCAGGCGACGACCCUACAGGUCCUUCCUUUGUGAUUGCCAUCCCCCCACACCUCCGUGUGCACCCGGUCUUCCAUGCGUCGAAGCUGGCCAUCUACAUGCCACCUUUCGAGGAUGAGUUCCCGGGCCGACGAUCACAAGAUCCGCCGUCUAUGGACGGACACCAGGAAGUUGACCGUGUCAUCAGGCACCGCAAGUUUGGGAACAAGCCAAUGCAGUACCAAGUCACUUUCAAGCAAUGUGACCCUGAUGACACUCGUUGGAUCUCACGCGCAGACUUACAGGCAUCUGCACCACUCAUCUUCUCCGACUACGAGAACCGGAGACUUGCCAAGGACAAAGUUCAGCCGCAAAACGCUGACAUCCUGAAGAAGCUGAUGAUGGAGUAUCUGGUGGUGUUAGUCAGUAGGGGGGUAGUAGGUGAUCAAAGUGUCAAUCGUCGAGAUGCCGAGGACGUCAACGAGUGCGUUGUGGACGCACAAAGGCGUCGGUUUGCUGCUGAAGAACGGACUCAGAGGGAGCACGCUCGUCCUCAGCAAUCUCCUCAGCCGGAGGAGGAAAAAACAGACGUCAAGAACUUGUUAGCCAGCGAGGCUCGCCUCAAGUAUCACACGUUUGAGACCUUUAGCAAGAAGGCUCUAGAUUUGGAGGCCACGCUAGGAGGUGCUCAACAACCCUCUACGGACGGAAGAAAGAAGAAGAGUCCACAAGAGUGGAAGAAGAAAAGAAGCCGAUUGAUGAUGGUUGAUGUCGAUGGCACUCGAACCGAGAUCGACGACUAUUCUGACUUAGUGGGUGGUUCAGAGUUUGACGACGAGGAUAGUGUUGAGGGUAGCAACCUCACUGCUUUGGCUGAACAGAUGAACCGUGUGGUGCAACAUCUGCUGAGGCAUUACAUCAAGCCCAACCAGGAUGACUGGGAUGAGAAGUUACCUCUCAUUGCCAAGCUGUAUAAAAAUGUUGUACAUAGCACCACCAGCGUCAGUCUGAAUCAGCUGCAUUUGGAGUGGAAGCCUACAUCUGCUCUAGACUUCCUCCUGCUUGAAAAUCGAUCCGUUGCAACUCCUGGAACCAUCGAAUUUGGUGUCCGGUACAAGAAGCUGUUGCAGCAGGCUGUCGAAUACAUCAAGAAGUCUCAAGAAGCAAUGAUUGCUUCUGAGAACAAGCAUCGACAACAGUCCACAUUUCAGUGGGGAAAGAUAGAGGAUAAGAGUGUCAGUCAGCGUAAUGCGAAGGGUGACAAUGAGUGCAAUGUGGACGCUCGGAGGCGCCCGUCUGCGGCUGAGGAACGGCUUCAGAGGGAGCGGGCUCGUCCUCAGCAAUCUCCUCAGCCAGAGGAGGAGGAAGAGGGUUAGUCGGCUAAGCAGGGGCAGACAUCUCAGCACAACGAACACGAUCAUAUGCACGCACCAACAUCCUGGCGUGCUGCAAGUGCUCGAGGGGCUCCUAAGUAGCCUCCUGAUCAGGAUAACCCUUCCAACGCAUAAGGUACUUGAUGCGUGGAGGGGUAUCGUCGGUCACUCGGCGAGAUACGAUGUCGGAAACGACGAACUCCUCGUGACCGUCCACCAUGAUAGGUGGAGGGCGCUCAUAUGGGCGUCCAAUGAAGCGCUCGGACUGUC
Messenger RNA from Chara braunii, 6361 nucleotides. NCBI's taxonomy places the organism in Eukaryota, Viridiplantae, Streptophyta, Charophyceae, Charales, Characeae. The record is from the annotation of a GenBank genome assembly.